Molecule: messenger RNA, 4401 nt
Organism: Cryptomeria japonica (Japanese cedar)
Lineage: Eukaryota; Viridiplantae; Streptophyta; Pinopsida; Cupressales; Cupressaceae
Product: disease resistance protein RPV1
Exons: 5
Coding region: 17-4123 (1368 amino acids)
Biological process (GO): defense response; signal transduction
Molecular function (GO): ADP binding
Source: RefSeq, a predicted model, not a curated record
ACGAUAAGGUGAAAUUAUGAUUUGUUCGAUUCUCGACAACAUUAAUCAUUGUGACAUUCAUGGUGUACACAAUUAUUGUGACUGUUCAACACCCCAACGAAAGAUCAUUGUCUCCGUUUGUUCUACGCACAUUCGAUCACAAAGUGGGUUUCUUAUGCUUUUCUUCCACAGAACAAAUCCUGCUGACUUCCAUCUGUAUAUAACACCGGCCUCUCCUCGAUUCAUAUCCCCAACACGAGAGCCUGUUUUCUUUGUUUCUUUGUGUUCAGUUAAGUUGGAUUCCAUGGCUUCUACUUCCACCAGUGAUUGUCAGUCAAAUGCUUUUGAAGAAAUAGUUCCACCUUCUGCAUCAACUUCUGCACCAUUACAAAAGCUGCCGUGGGAUAUAUUUAUUAAUCAUCGUGGACCAGAUGUCAAAAAGACUUUGGCCACAGCUAUCUACAACGCCCUCCAUGGUAUGGGUAUUAGGGUUUUUCUUGACUCCGAGGAGCUUUUGUUGGGAGAGUUCUUGCCCGCAGCAUUGCAAGAAGCAAUGCAGAGUGCUUCCCUUCAUAUGGCAAUAUUUUCUCCCGGCUAUGCACAAUCAGCAUGGUGUCUUGCCGAGCUAUCCUUUAUGCGCAAAUCCGGUACACCUAUUAUUCCUGUUUUCUAUCGUGUUCAACCUAAUGAUCUGCGAUGGGUGGAGAAAGGAAUGUAUAAUGAUGCCUUUGCUAAGCAUCAAGAAAAGGGUAGGUACAGCCCAGAAAAACUCCAGGAGUGGAAGACGGCACUCUCUGAUGUCUCAUAUCGCAAGGGCGAAAUCAUCAAUGACAAUGAUGAUGAGCAAAGGGUGUUGAAGAAUAUUGUAAAUCAUGUUAUGCAAAAAUUGAAAAUAGUACCAUUAGACGUGGCAAUAUAUCCUGUGGGUCUUGAAGAAGUUGUAGCAGACUUUGAAAUGACUCUCACUGAAUCUGUUAAAGCUCAUCCUAAUGUCCAAGUAGUAGGAAUUUGGGGUAUGGGUGGAUCUGGAAAAACCACUCUUGCAAGAGAAUUAUAUAAUCAGAAAUGUUCAUCUGCAUACAAAUCUAGUUUUCUUUCUGAUAUUAGAGAUGCUGCAAAUAGAAGUGAGCUGCUUAAAAAGCAGAUGAAACUCCUUGAAGACCUUGGUUUCGAUUUCCAAGGUAAAUCAUUUGACAGUAUAGAACAGGGCAAGAUGAUUCUUUCCAAUUAUUUGAGAUCUGUUCAAGUACUUAUCAUUUUAGAUGACAUUGAUCAUACGGAUCAAUUAGAGGCUUUACUGCCUCCAAAGGGUAUACUUGGAUGGGGGAGUGUAAUCAUUGUUACAACAAGAGAAAGGGAAAUCCUCAAAUGUUCAGGGAUCUCUUCUAUUUAUAAAAUGAAAACAAUGGAUCCAGUCCAUGCCGAACAACUUUUUUGUUGGCAUGCAUUCAAACAAUCCACUCCACUCAUAGGAUUUGAGGAACUUGUCGAAAAUUUUCUGAGUGUUUGUAAUGGAUUACCUUUGUCUUUAAAGGUGAUUGGAGGCCAGCUUUAUGGCUGCUCUAGCAAAGAUUUAUGGGAAGAUCAAUUGGAGAAAUUCUCUAGAAUAUUGCCCAAUGAUAUUAAAAAUAAGCUGAGAGUGAGCUACAAUGCUUUAGAUGAAGAAGAAAAACAAAUGUUUUUGGAUGUAGCUUGUUUCUUCAUAGGCAAUGACAAGAUGACCGCUAUUGCAGUCUGGGAUGGAUCAGGGUGGAAUGGUCUUUCUGGUUGGGAGAGACUGAUAAAUAAGUGUUUAGUUGAUUUUGAUGACGGCAAUGGCAUAAUAAUGCAUGACCACCUAAGAGAUUUAGGAAGGGAGAUUGCAAAAACUGAUCCACCCUACCGUCUAUGGCUUCCAUAUCAAAUUAAGCGCUUUAAGAAACCAAUGGAGAUCAGAGGAAUUCAAUUGAAUGUAGCAAGUAACCGCGCUUACAAGUUCCCUGCACGGCGUUAUGGGUUAAAAGUUUUUGUGGUAGGAGAAAACUAUGGCGAGCAUUUGCACAUUGUCAAAUCAUCAAUAGAGUUGGCGUGGCUUAGCUGUACUGGAAUUGCUCAUAUAAAUCUUCCAUCAUGGGUACCAUUCAAUAAUUUAAGAGUUUUAGAACUUCAUCACUGCAAAAACAUAGUAGGGUUGUGGAAGGAUGGGCCGGAAGCUCCAGUAGAGUUGAGAGUGUUGAUUAUUUCUGGUUGCCAAAAUUUAGCGAGAAUUCCAGAUUCCAUAGGACAUCUCACGAAUUUGAAAAGGAUAUCUCUGUCUGGUUGCCAAAAUUUAGCGAGAAUUCCAAAUUCCAUAGGACAUCUCAAGAAUUUGAAAAGGAUAUCUCUGUCUGAUUGCAACAUAGUUGGCCUGCCAAAGCAAUUUUGCCAUCUUCAAUCUCUCGAGCAUCUAGAGUUGAAAAGUUGUCAAAUGCUAUCAUCACUUCCUAGCUGUUUCGGCUGUUUGACAAACCUGAGGCAUCUAGAUUUGAGCUCUUCACAGCAAUUGAAAAUGUUGCCAGAUUCUUUCAAGCAAUUGACGCUCCUGCAACAUCUAGAUUUAGGGUUUUGCGAGAUGCUCACCUUGAAGUCAGACAUCCUAGAAAACAUGACAAAGGUUGAGUAUUUGGAUCUUUCUUAUUCCACAAAAUUGGAAGAGUUGCCUCGUCACAUCACAAAUCAAGCUUCCUUGUGUGAGCUCUAUUUAACGGAGACCAGGUUAAGGGCGCUCCCAAGUAACAUCGGGCAACUCAGCAAGUUAAGAGUGUUGAAGAUAUCUUCAGAUAGAAGGUGUUUCGGCCAGAUGCAAUCUUUACCGGAAUCUAUGGGGAGUCUCAAACUUUUAGAGCAAUUGGAAUUAGAGAAUUUACAAAUAGAAUCUUUACCUAAAUCAUUGAAGCAACUGAGUAAUCUUCAAACUUUGAAAAUAAUCAAUUGUCCUAUCACUGAAUUAGAUUUUGGGCUGAGGACAUUUACUUCAUCGUUGUGCCACCUCAAAGAAGUAGAAAUAGCUAGAACAAGGGUGUCAAAGAUCUCAAUUUCUGAAGAUUGCUGUCCUUGCCUUACAACUCUCACAAUGUGGAAUAAUGACAAUUUGACGGAAGUCGACACCGUACCAGCAACAGUGGAGGCUAUAGUGGUGGACACGUGUGACUCGCUGAGGAGCAUAAGUGGUAUUGGUGGCGCAGCAAAUCUUCGAGAGCUGACGAUAACUAGCUGUCAAGAGUUGAACAGGCUUCCAAGCUUUGAGAAAUUAGCUUCUCUUAAAUUCUUUGUAAUGUCCGGUGGCAACAAAGUAAAGAAGAUACAAGGUUUACAGCACUGCACAUCAAUGGAGGUAUUAAGUUGUAUAUGUUGGGAGGUCCCUCGUAUGGAGAGUUUGGAACACAUGCAAAGAUUGAGGAGGCUGUCACUGGUAGCAAAGAAGAAAUCAGCUAUUGACGAUUGCAUUCAAAAGCUUCAGAAAUGGCCAGAAGAACUAGUUAUUUGUACAAUGGCAGUCCCUGGUGCGUGGUCACUUUUAAACUCUACAGCCUUCCGGAAUCUAUCCGUCCUCCACUCCUUUGCUAACAUGGAAAUCACCUGCUCGCGUUCCCGCUUUGCAAGAAUGCCGCGGAAGCGUUCCUCCAAUGCCGAUGCCAUUAUGCUUUGUUUGCUUAUAAAUUGUCGCUCUCCUCGUAUGCCAUUGCUUAUUUCGGGGCAAUCCAAUAUACUAUUUUUAACAGAGGUUGAUGAAGGUAAAUGGAUAUGGAUAGGUGUCCUCACCCAACAUGCUGGAUGGUUCAUUGCACAGGAUUUGUUCAUAAGUCAGUUCGGGCCGACAGGAUCGAACUUGUAUGGCAAUGAGAUGGAGAAAGGAUUCCUUGUGAGGGGCGAAGAAGAUAGCGUCAUGGAGGCUUUCCAUAGCGUACUGGCACUUUUAGGGAAAGUAAAUAGUGUCGGGAGGGCCUUUCACAGGUUAUUGCAAUUCUUCAACAAUGAAAAUAUCGUGGUGGAGCUUUUCCAUCGCUUAUUCAAACGCUUAUUGUCAAUUCUAGGCGAGGAAGAUCAUGUUAUGGAAGCAUUUUACCUUUUGUUGGCACAUAGUAGAAGCUUUCCAUCGAGUGCUGGCUCAUCUAAACAAAGAUGAUGUUCGAUUUGCGGGGAAAGCAGAUGAUUUUCACCGCUUAAUGGCAGUUAUAAGUAUAGAAGAUAUCAGCCGUUUAUUGACACUUGACGAUGAAUUUAUGUACCUUUUAUUGCUACUUCAGAGAAGUUGAUAUGUUGCCUUUUCUUCUAUAUACAACAGAACAAUUUGAUUCAAUGGGUAUUGUUAUAUUGCUAAUUUGCCAUUUUUGGUAAAGUUUGUUUCCAGGGUUUUCAAACUAAAUAGUAAUAAAUGUUUGAAAAGGAUUUUUUUGUUUUUUU